This is a messenger RNA of Micropterus dolomieu (smallmouth bass), 4821 nucleotides long. It is a transcript of the gene pitpnm3, whose product is annotated as PITPNM family member 3. Gene Ontology annotation, cellular component: cytoplasm. The transcript is spliced from 12 exons. Gene Ontology annotation, biological process: phospholipid transport. Lineage: Eukaryota; Metazoa; Chordata; Actinopteri; Centrarchiformes; Centrarchidae. Bases 1 to 1851 code for a protein of 616 amino acids. Gene Ontology annotation, molecular function: metal ion binding; phosphatidylinositol binding; phosphatidylcholine intramembrane carrier activity. The record is from RefSeq and is a predicted model, not a curated record.
AUGAAGGACAGUGUGAAGGCUCGCGGCGGCAGUAGCACCAGUCUGGUGUUGAACCCCGGCCGAUUUGACUUUGAGGUGUCAGACUGCUUCUUGAUGGGCUGUCCACUGGGCCUUGUGCUGGCCAUGAGACGCACUGUGCUGCCUGCCGUCCAGGUGAGCCAGCUCCAUCCAGCCUGCUCUCAGAUUUUCAACCUGUUUUACCCUUCGGACCCUUCAGCCUCCAGACUAGAGCCGCUGCUGCAGCCUCUCUUUCACAAGUUGCCACCAUUUGCUGUUCCCCGCUAUCAGCGCUACCCUCUAGGAGAUGGACGCUCAAUGCUCAUAGCGGAGAGCAUCCAAGGCCAUACAAACGUGUUUCUGGAAGGUGAUCAAACUCCUGGAGGUCCAGCUUCACAGCCAUCCUCUGAGACCAAGACUGAGGGAGGAGGAGUAGAAGAGGGAGGUCGUAGAGCCAGCUUGACUAGUGUGGAAAGUGAAUCGUCGAUUUGCUCCAUGGGCCAGCUGGGAAACACCAUCGCUAACAUUUCCAGUAGCUGGUGGGGCUCCAAGAGGCUGGAUUAUGCUUUGUACUGCCCUGAUGUUCUGACUGCCUUCCCAACAGUGGCUCUGCCUCACCUUUUUCACGCCUCGUACUGGGAGUCCACUGACGUAGCAGCUUUUGUUCUUCGGCAGCUCAUGCGAUGUGACUGUGUGAAGACCCAGGAAGCGGACAAUUUGGACUCAGCUCCGUUCUCUCCCUCCAGCCCACGAGAAAAAUGGCUCAGAAGGAGGACACAUGUCAAACUAAGGAACGUCACUGCCAACCACAGGGUAAAUGAUGUCAUUGCCACCGAGGAUGGACCUCAAACUCUGGUUGGACGCUUCAUGUACGGCCCCUUGGACAUGGUCACUCUGACUGGAGAAAAGGUCGAUGUCCUGUUAAUGACACAACCUCAGUCUGGCCGCUGGGUGCACUUUGACACCGAGGUGACCAACAGUAGCGGCAGAGUCACAUAUACCAUACCCAAGAGCAGGAAGCUCAGCCUGGGAGUCUAUCCAAUUAAAAUGGUGGUCAAGGGGGAUCAAACAAGUGCAGAGGCCUACCUGACUGUGUUGCCACGGGGCAUGGAGUGUGUGGUCUUCAGCAUUGAUGGCUCUUUUGCUGCAAGUGUGUCAAUCAUGGGUAGUGACCCCAAGGUCCGUCCUGGAGCUGUUGAUGUCGUCAGGCAUUGGCAGGACCUGGGAUAUCUGAUUAUCUACAUCACAGGCCGCCCGGAUAUGCAGAAGCAGCGUGUGGUAUCCUGGCUCUCGCAGCACAAUUUUCCCCAUGGGAUGAUCUUCUUUUCUGAAGGCCUGGUUCAUGAUCCCCUGCGACAAAAGACCAUCUUCCUCAGGAACCUCAUACAUGAGUGUCACAUUAAGAUCAACUCUGCUUAUGGCUCCAUGAAGGACAUCUCUGUUUACAACAUGCUUGGCCUCAGCCCCUCACAGAUUUAUAUUGUUGGCAGACCUUCAAAGAAGUACCAAAAUCAGUGCCAGUUCCUGAGCGAGGGCUAUGCAGCGCACCUCUCAACCCUUCAAUUUGGACACAGAGCCAGACCCAAGAAAUCCCCUUCGGUUCGUAUGGUCCUAAGGAAAGGCUCAUUUGGUCUGUCAGCGAAGCCCGAUUUCCUGUGUAAGCGCACCCACCUGCGCAGGACCAUGUCAGUACAACAGCCCGACCCACCCUGUACACCCAACCCCAAGCCUGAGAGAGCCCAGAGCCAGCCAGAGUCAGAUAAGGACCACGGGGGAGGAGGAGGAGGAGGAGGAGGAGGCGGACAAGGCGCAUGGGGACGGGCCUCCAUGCAUCGUGGAGACACUACUCCCUGACGUCAAAAGAGAGAUGAAAGGAUUGCAGGUGGAUAGAAGAGGAGAACAAAGGGGUCUAAGUGUCCAGGGCCAAGUGUCACCUCUACCUACUGUACAUGUACAUUGGAUCCUCUGCUGGUAUCCCUCACAGCUCAGCUUUACCUCCUGCUUGGCCCUCUUCACUUUGCCACCUGUUUGGCCCUUUUUUUCCCCGUGACCUGCUCGUCAGAUAAUGUCACUCAGUCUUCGUGCCUGAAAUUUUAAGCAGUUGCUGGAAAUGGCAAUGAUUUUUGCGAAUGUCUGUGUCUAUCUCAAAAUGUGUCUAAUUGUAAAAUCAAAAGAAUGUACUUCAGAUAGUAGAUAUACACACAUAUUCAUAUACACACGCACGCUUCAGAGGAUGGAAAACAUGACGACAGUACUGAAUUUGAACCUGUUGAGACUGAGAGCAACAGAUUAUCAGACGCUGCAUUACACACUGGCCUCAUUUAGACUGCUGUGCUAACACGUGGUCAUGUUGACUGACCACUGAUGUAAAUACCCAACACACAUGAUCCCUGUGGGGGCCUCUGGACGCAGAAGCACUGUGACAUUUAGGUUCAGUCUGUAUACAAGCUCUGCGAUCUGGAGCCCCAAUCAGCCAACCUCGCACAACGCCGGCCUCUGCCUCCAUUUCGUUCCCAGUGUUAGACGUCUCCCUCAAGUUGUGGCUGGCGCACUACUCCAGCCCCCCCCUCCCAUUUCUUUCUUCCACUCAACCAGUCAGGCAGAACAUGCCUUUCGACAGCCACCUCAGACCAGGGUCCACUGAAGCUGAAGUGCUGUGGUGUGCACGACUUGGCCCCUGAGGUCGCAUUUGCACUAUCGAAGCACACCGCAGUGGUUCUCAAUUUAGCUGCGGAACUUGCUUCAGAAACAAAGAGUUGUAUUUGUAUUUUAUUGUAUUUGUAGUUUUUGUUUUUCCUGAUGAUUGGGAACUGUGGCUGUGUGUUGGUUACUACACACACGUGCACACAUAGUUGUAGGAAAGCGUUGGACUGACCAAAAAAAUGUUUACAGAUUGAUAAACACAGUAAAAGGCGAUAUACAUAAUUAAAAUGACAGUGUAGUCACUGUUGGCAACAUUAGUUUAGUUGCAUGGUAGCUGCAGUAGCUUGCAGGCCAGGCUUGCAUGAUUGAGAAUCUUCACAGACAGUAGCUUGCAGGAGAUUGUACAAUAGACCCCAUACUAGUUGAAAUUCCACCAGGAUGCCCUUGCAUCUAUUUACUGCAGCUACACUGGAACCAACAGAUUUGUGAUGAAAUUUGAUGCUGUCUUGUGCACUCAAGGUUGAAUUGAGUCUUAUUGUGGCCAUGUUGUGCAAGUCAAACAUAUUUUUCUAUAAGGAAAUGUUGUAAAAAUAAAUAUUUUCAAUGUAUGUUUUUGAACCUUUUGUUGUUUGACUUGUUGAAUGGUUGAUUUUUGCCUUAAAUUGUUUUUGAUGUUGUGUAAAAAUACGGAAUAAUUAUAUUUGUUUGACCAAAGUAUUGAGUUUAACUGUUACUUCAUGACAAAGUGCAUUUUAUCUAUCGUUGACAUUUUGCUUUGACAUGUUUUAGAUACUGUAUGUGUGUACAUGUGUGAGUGAGUGUCUAGGUAUUUGUAGGUUGUAUUUACUGUGAACAUGAAGACAGCUAUGAGAAGUAAAUGCCUCUGCGGAAGAUUCUGAGGCCAGUGUUAACAUACCUGCAUGUUAUCACUGCAGCUCACUUCUGCCGGCUUUUCAGAACUGAGCAUGUAUUUUUAUAGGUUUGGAAUGAAGCAGUGUAUUAGAGGAUUACUUAGUUGUGUUUUUUAUACCUGCUAUGAAAGAAAAAGGGCUUAUGGGUUCUUAGGGUGUCUUGGUUUAACUGAAAACCUGCAUUGCAGAGUAGAAUGUGCAAGCCAACAGGGAGCUGUCUUCAACUCUUUUUCUUUCACCACCUGUAAACCAUAGGUGGUCCAGUAAUUAGCUAUUUGAUUACUACUAAGUAUGUAUGACUCCUGUAGUGCCGCCCCUGUAAUUACAGUGCACCAAUUAGCAUUACUUGUUAAUUAUAUAAUAUUGUAGAAACAAUACUAAAAUACUUACCUCGAUUUUGUUUUUCAUUUAGAUUGUUAAUUCUGAAACAUUGUUAUCCAAGUAAUGAAAUGAGCAUUGCAAUCAAUGUAUACACAAUAAUCAAAGUGACUCCAGUAGUCCGUAUAACACAUAGUGAUAUUUUCUGCCAUGAUCAUACAUUGGAUGAGUAAAAUAUUUACGAUUGGCAGCAUUUUAGUAAAACAUUGUUAGUAAAUGGCAAAUAAUGAUCUAUUGGUUAAAUGAUUACUCUGCACAUGUUAAAUAAUGGCUAUCAACUGUCAUGUUUGUGGUCCUCUUAACUAAUAAUACAAUAGUAUCUGUAAAUUAGUUGUGAAUAAUAAUCAAAACCCCCAUAUGUUGAGUAAAAUCAAAAUCAGUACUUGAAUUGAGUUUUCAGUGGUAAAAUAGUGUCUAACUAUAACUGAGGCAGGGCAUUGUUAAUAAAGUGAAGUUACCUCUUACUCUUACCUCAGACGCACUUAUAGUGGGAUAAAUGGAAAUUGACAAAUAGAUCAAUUCCUGUUUCAUUUUAUUCUUAGAUACUAACGUGAAAUAAUGCCCACAGAAACAGAGCAAAGAAAAGAACAACCCCAUAUAUUACAUAAUGUAAAAUUGUGUCAAUGUAAAAAGUGUUACACAAUUAUUGUCUUCAAAUAAAUAUGAUUAACCUCCCAUUAAUACUAAUUAAUGUUUUGAAAUGAUUAGUAUUCACCAAAUCUUGACUUAACUAUUGGGUAUUAACCUAAUUUGCCAUUUAUAAACAACUCUUGAGGAAACUGCUAUAAAGUUUGUUUUGUACAGAUCUCCUAUGAUGAUGAACAUGUUAUUGUGUUGAUUGGACUCAGUCCACCUUUCAUUAUUGCAUAAAUAAAGAUAUUUCACAGUUGAA